Monosiga brevicollis MX1 is the source of this 3409-nucleotide messenger RNA. RefSeq lists its product as uncharacterized. The transcript has 8 exons. Lineage: Eukaryota; Choanoflagellata; Craspedida; Salpingoecidae. Gene Ontology annotation, biological process: tRNA methylation. Gene Ontology annotation, cellular component: cytosol. The record is from RefSeq and is a predicted model, not a curated record. Bases 1 to 3408 code for a protein of 1135 amino acids.
AUGGCCGCAACUUUGGAGCCAGACGGCUGCCUUGAGCGUUACGGAGAAUUGUUGGAAGGUAACGAUGAUGAUCUGAGGGGUGCGGUCAGCUGGCUGGUGUUGUGCGUCUCUGAAUCGGCUUUGCGCUUUGCCCUGGCUCAAAUACCGAUAGAAGCCGUCAAGCAACUCAGUGAGCCAAGUCAGCCGCUCUUGUCCUUUUUGCGGGCCAAGGUCUACACUUCUGGUGAUUGGCGAGAAAAAGCCAAGCACAUCAAACAAUGGCCCAAGCAGAUUGGACAGCGAGUGCAAUCCACCCCAGAUGGCCAGCUGACCAGCGAAGAUGCUGCACGGCUGAUCCAGGGGCUGACCGCUGCGCUCUUCUUACCACACAGUCACAAUGAUCUGCGGCGCGCCGUCUUGAGGUCCACAACAGAGCAUGCUGAGGGCGUGCUCCGGCUAGCGCAGCGUGGGGCAGCCGUCGUUUGGCAAUGCUUGCAAAAUGUACACGAGCAUUACGACUGUGGCAAAACCAUGGCGGUUUCUCUCUGCUUGUUUUGGGCCCUCGGCGCCGCCAUGGACUCCCAGCAGGAUGGUCAAAAUGCCCAUGCAAGCACAUCAACCCUGUCUACCUGGCUUCUCGACAACGGUGCCGUGGAAAAGAUCCUCGAGUUGGUGUGGUCCAGCUGGGAUGCAACCAAUGACAAGGUGGGCCACCAGAGCCGCUCACUCUUCGGUAAGGGUUUGGCCGCCUUAGAGCUGCUCUACCCAUCCCCGCCCAUCAGCGACGCCACAGCUGCUCGCGAUGUGGACGCUGCGCCCAUACCCCAUUACUACCACGGCAUGUUGCAACGCUGCUUGAACAUGCGCGCCGAUAACAAAAGCAAAUACGCUUGUCUCCAGCUAUUGGUCGAACGGCUCGAGGUGCGCCAGGUUCUCCAGCUCUAUGAAAGGCUACCCCAGCAACUGUUCGAGGCCACUUCAGACUUGGUAUCAUCACUGAUACGGGGCUACGGGCACAGCAUGAUCGCGAAGAUUCUCCUGCUCUUGGUGAUGAAGAUAAUGGCUCUUUUGCGGCAGACCUCGCCCUCGUCUCUUUUGAUACGCUCAAGGUUAAACGAGCUUUUGCUAGAACUGGCUGCUGCUGCACCCAACUCGGCAACGCGGCGCAGCGCCGGGGUGCCGCAAUUGGCCAUGGAUGUCCUGAGCACUGCACCAAAAGCACGACGCUCGACGACCACGGUGCACUUUUUGCAACAGUUACUCAGCCUGGCAGAACACAGUCUAGCACUCAACGAUGUCGCACGGAGUGGCACGCAGUUUUUGCAAUCCAGCCCUGAGGCCGGUGUAGUGCACGCCCUAAACACCUUGCGCGUUAUCAUGUGUUCGGUUGCUCUCGGCCCAGAAGUGGGAGAAUGCCUAGACCAUGCGUGGGCCUUGGCAUUGCAGAGCAGUAAAAGCCACUACAACUUUGGCAUUCGCAAUGCCGCUUCCCUACUUUUUGCGAGUCUGCACAACCGCGUUUUUGGCGUGAAGACAAAUUCUGGCGGUGCUGAUCAUCAUGGCGCCUCGGCCUUGAGAGGGGCACUACCAGAGCUGGCGGGCGUGACCAUGACGCAUCGUGAUUUUGCCAAGAAGUAUCCUCGCACCCAAGCAGUGGUAUGGACAACGCUGAAAACCGCCGCGCAGCUUUUAACGGAGCAGGCAUCUUCCGCGUCGAGUGUAGGACAGAGCAUUGAUUCGCCCAAGCUGCAAAUCGCAGGCCUCGAUCGUGAAGUGACCGUAUUGCACCUUGGGCUUUGUAUCUGUGUUCACCUGCGGAGUCCAAAAGGUUUGCUACCGGAGGACACUCCGAUGUUGGAUUGGUUUCUGCAGCUGCUUGCUGCACCCGAUUUCCGUAUUCGCCAAAAGGCCAGCGAGAGCCUCGUGCAAGCGACCGGGCACUCAAGCACGACAGCUGGUGCACUGGAUGUGCUUGAGCCCAUCGCACGGGCCCCACGGUCUGUUGGACCAAACCUGCUGCACGGCAUAGCUCACGCGCUCAUGCGCCUCGGGCCCCGGCUGCAGGAAGCUGGAACAGCUUCUCUUGAGCCUCUUUCAACACGCCUCAGGACUUUGUUGGAGCGAUGCUCCGCCGAAAUGGAACGUUGUCCACGCCUAGCCGUUGCUUUGUAUCGUCCGUGCGCCGCCAUCCUGCCUUUGUUGGCGGGUGAAGAUGCGCAGCGACUCAAUGUUCGGGGGCUCUUGGCAACUGAACGACUUCUCUUGUGUGCAUCGCGCCACUGGGAAGGCGUGUCUGCAGGCACUGCGAGCGAGUGGAGUGAAGCCUUGAAUGCCGCUCUGUGUCAGCCGGAUUUGGCACGACUAUCCGCGAGCAGUGCCACUCUGUUGCCGCGUUUGAGUGCCGCGUACCAGCUCUGCACCGAUCAUGCCGCGCGUCUGCGCUUGCUAGCUGGCGUGCUGCAGCUGCUGCGCACAUGUCUCGUGCACGACGAGCUACCAACUGCUUGGCUAGCUGCGCUGAGGGGUCUCUUGACAAGCGCAGAGACCCUCGUGUUUGAGGUCAUGUGGCUGAAUUUUGUGCAGGACGUGUGGUCAAGAGCUGCCUUGGCGCUUCGAGUUCACAUGUGCGAGGUGUGGGCUACCGUGAUUCGGCAAGGUGGCAGCUCUGUAUCUGAUCUUUUCACCCACCUUGAAGCCUUUACAGCUGCUCUACACCGCGAAGACGUUGGGCGAGCCAUGGCACAGGUGUUGGCAUCCACGGCAAAGCCUUUGCUAGAUCAGCCCGCAAGUCGACAGACCACGCUGCUGCGUCUGGCCGUAUUGCUGCAUCACGAUGAAGACGACGUGCGCCGAACAAUUCAGGACGUGAUUGCACAGCUGGUGGGUGCACCCUACCAUUUGAACCAUAGCGCCGGCUUGGCAGCCUGGGUCUCCCUCUGUGGUCGUUACGAGGAGGACGCGCGGGCAUUGUCGUGGCAAACGGUCCUGGAGGGUCGGCGAUCAAUUGCGGUCUUGGAUCGGACCGCUGCCCAGCGAGAGCCACGAGAAGCGGCGACAGGUGACAACGCCGAUGCACCUGAGCAGGGUAACCAGUCGGCGCCUGGCACUGACCCGGAGUUGCGCGAUGAUUGCUUGUUUGACGUCAAUGAGGCCUUGGUAUUGGUUGAACCACGGCAACUGAUUCGCUUGGUGACAUUGGAACCGGUCAAUGGCGCCAUCUUGCCUGACUUGCCUGACAUGCCGGCCGAGCUGGUGGAGGAACUUGUUGCCGAGGCCCACCGACUCCCGAAGCCAGUGGACGCCGAUUCUGGUACGCGAGCAGCGCUCAACUUUGUGGCGGCACUCGCAGCAGAUUUGAAAUUGUGUGCGCGAGACGAGCGCAUCGCCACAGUCGUGGCCAAUUGGCGUGCGCACGUGACUUUUGUGUAGG